Molecule: messenger RNA, 975 nt
Organism: Phytomonas sp. Hart1
Lineage: Eukaryota; Euglenozoa; Kinetoplastea; Trypanosomatida; Trypanosomatidae
Source: the annotation of a GenBank genome assembly
AUGGGCGAACUGCAAGAGAAAGAUGAGGCGGACUUUGCUUCAUCGUCGGGCGAGAUUUCAAUUAAGUUGGGAGUGCAGAGCUGCGAGGCGCGGUUCUCCGUGAAGGCCUUCAUUGUGGCUUCCGGGCAGUUUCCUGACUGGGUGGACGAUAAUGGGCGGGUUUUCUCCAUCCGCAAUUCCGAAAUCUUCCUCGAGUUGAAUCCGAAAAAGGCACUGAUAAAAGGCGUGUUGGGGCCGUGUUUUCGUGCGGCGUGGAGUUUAUUGGAAGCGCCCGAGGCCUCUCACAACAACGAAAAGAAUAUUAGCACGGCCUAUUCGAAUCGAAAUUCCGUUAUCGACGAACGGAAGGUGCUAAACACCUUUUCUGGAGCUGCUUCUUCACAUCGGCAACCACCAAUAAAAUCGCCUAGACCCACCAUCACGCAACCCCAACCAAGCGACUUUCAAAUGGAGGAAAGUGAUAGACUUCGAAAGAGCAGCCAUGAUAGUUUGAGGGGUCAGAAAGCGCAAAGAAGACCACAAAGAUAUCGAUCACACUCUCUCGACAGAAGCGAUGGGCAAAGCUGUAGAAGCAGUGAUAGUAAUUGGUCGGAUCGAUAUCGCCGUCAUAAUCGACAUCGUCAUCAUCAUCACGAACAUCGACGACAUCGUAAGCGUUCUUUAUCAAAUUCAUCACACACCUUGGAUAAGGUUGUUAAAGAAUGUGAGCAUUCAGUGCCUUCUCAGGCGCAUAAUGAGGGGAUGGAUCCGAGGAUCAAUGAAACGCAACAUCGACCUAACGUGUCAGAUUUAUUUCUCCCCACCUCAGCUUCUACUUCGACAAUAUGCUACGAUUCAUUGGGACCUCUUCCGUUUGGUUGGCGUCCAGUGUUUUCGGUUGAAUAUCAGCAAACCUACUACGUUUAUCGCCAUCCACUCACAGGCAUCGAAACUACCACCUGGGAAAGACCAGAAUUACCACCUAUUCCUCAUUGA